Messenger RNA from Bombina bombina (fire-bellied toad), 1757 nucleotides. RefSeq names its product golgin A7 (gene GOLGA7). Gene Ontology annotation, biological process: Golgi to plasma membrane protein transport; protein targeting to membrane; peptidyl-L-cysteine S-palmitoylation. The transcript has 6 exons. The record is from RefSeq and is a predicted model, not a curated record. Lineage: Eukaryota; Metazoa; Chordata; Amphibia; Anura; Bombinatoridae. Bases 66 to 473 code for a protein of 135 amino acids. Gene Ontology annotation, cellular component: Golgi stack; palmitoyltransferase complex.
CUUUACGGCGCAGUAAAGCAGUGCUGGGAGCAGCAGACGGAAGUGUGAUUGUGCCGGUCGGGGCCAUGAGACCGCAGGCAGCUGUGGCCGGUAAAGUCUUCAUCCAGAGAGACUACACAAAUGGAACCUUGUGUCAGUUCCAAACCAAGUUUCCUUCUGAACUGGAGAAUCGGAUUGACCGGCAGCAGUUUGAAGAGACGGUGCGGACACUAAAUAACCUGUAUGCUGAGGCAGAGAAACUGGGGGGACAGUCCUACCUUGAAGGCUGCUUAGCUUGCCUCACCGCCUACACCAUAUUUCUGUGCAUGGAGACCCACUACGAAAAAGUUCUAAAGAGAAUUGCCAAAUACAUCCAAGAGCAGAAUGAGAAGAUCUAUGUCCCUACGGGUCUGCUAAUAACUGACCCCAUAGAUAGAGGCCUCCGGGUUAUUGAGAUCACCAUUUAUGAGGACAGAAGCCUAACUGGAAGAUAGGACAUCACAAAACUGGGAAGGUGAGUCAUUGUAUUCUCCAGCUAUUUACUGCAAAGGCCGUCCUUCCCAACAUUCCUUCAGUCUCCAUUCCUGCGUCUGCAGCAAUCCCUUUUAUGGCUCUCACGUUGCCCCUUUCCUGUGCCAACCAGCUCGCUUAUAGGAUGCCCUGCUUCAAUAUGAUUGGUUAUUAAAUAUCAUCUUGAGCUCGCAGGUGCACGUAGGUUCUCUAUUGGAUGCGAGGAAGAAGACCAAAUUAUAAAGAGAAGAAAAGAAAAAAAAAGAAGCAAAAGACAUGUCACUCCUUUUGAACAUUUGGGUUAGAGUGGUUGUGCCAAUUCUUAUUUGACUUUGUCUGUCCAUAUUAGUUUGAACAGUUCCUUGAUGUGCCCAUGUAUUUUUAAUUUAUUAAUAUUUUUUCAUGUGGGUUAUUUUCUCUUCUAGAGGAAAUUAAGUGUUUUUGGUAAAAGAUGUGUAAGAAAGUUAAUCAAAGUAUCAUGUAUGUUGUAACGAGCAUAAGAAUAGAAAGAAAUGUGGAGGAAUCUUUUGAUCUCAAUUAUUGUCCAAGUUCUUAACAAAUGCCUGAAUUUGUUUUUGGUUCACUGUACUUACUAUGCAGCUGUAUCUUCUUUUUCUUUUUUUUUUUUAUGUUUUUCAGACCCGAUUAUUUGAUACUUAUUAAACUUUGUAGUCAUUAGUUUUCAGUUUCUGCAAUGUCCUAGAUUAGUCUUGUUCUUUUAACUGUUUUAUCACAAUCCACCUCCAAGCACAAAAUUAUUUUGUAGAUUAAUUUUGUGUCUCCCUUUCUAAACAGGAUGAAUAAAAACAUUUUGUUUCCCGGAUCACAAUAUUUUGCCACAAAUUUUAAAAUAAUGGUUAAAAAGCUUCCUACUAUUUUUUUUGUUUUCUCUCCCUAUGAAUUGAUGUCAAUUUAAUAUACUGGCAGUAAAUGGUUUUUCACAUUGCAUUCUCUUAUGUUAGCAAAUGUAAGCCUACUUCUAUUUGUAGCCACUCAUACAGAACAUACUGGGCCAACAAGAGCAGGUGUAAGCCCAACUAGUAGAUUUUAAAAUUAAUCUACUCAAUGAUCCAUUAAUAGCUCUGUCCUGUUUCUUGGCACAAUUUGCAGGGAAGAGAUGCUAUGUGUUGCUAUGCAGGAUGUACAGUAUUAAAACAAAGCCCUUUCCUGACGUUAAACUCACUCACCUUAUGUAUAUUAAGUUCCUGUAUCAAACUACUUGCUUUUCUGUAUUGGAUUUAUUAUGAAUAAACGUAAUUUAUAACGAA